Molecule: messenger RNA, 426 nt
Organism: Fopius arisanus
Lineage: Eukaryota; Metazoa; Arthropoda; Insecta; Hymenoptera; Braconidae
Product: arabinogalactan protein 1
Exons: 1
Coding region: 1-426 (141 amino acids)
Source: RefSeq, a predicted model, not a curated record
AUGGCCGACGUGUCUGCAACCCAAACAGGCGUCGAAUAUCCAGCUACUGCACCUCGUUCUGCAAGAUCUGCUGUUUCGCCAUCCACCUCACCAAUGCUCGUGGCUCCAUCUCAGUUCCAACCAGCCUCACCUACAGCACCUCCACAUGCAGCACCAGCUGUUUUGUCGGCCACCUCUUUGGAGAAGGGUGCAAGUGAGAUAGCUGAAGACGAGAAGCAGAAUGUGUCCACUACCGAGGCUGAGGUGUCUGCAACUCCAUCAGAGCUAGUGUCUCCAGCUACACCACCUCCACCAACAACAUCUGUAGCUUCGCCACUUCUAUCAUCAGUGCUCGUGCUUCCAUCCUCACCAACACCACCUCCAUCUGCAGCACCAGCUCUUUUGCCAGCCGCCUCUUUGGAGGAGGGAGCAAGUGAGAUAGCUUAA